Striga hermonthica is the source of this 1326-nucleotide messenger RNA. The record is from the annotation of a GenBank genome assembly. NCBI's taxonomy places the organism in Eukaryota, Viridiplantae, Streptophyta, Magnoliopsida, Lamiales, Orobanchaceae.
AUGAUUGAUAUCCCACCAUCAAUAGUGCGCCAGCCACCGCCUCCUCGACGGCCAGGUAAAGAAGAACGGAAUACAGAGCUUGAACCCUUCAAAUUGCCGGUUCAACCCGUUCACCAGAUUAUCAGGGAGAAAACAAACCUGCGCACUUACUACCCGAGGAGGUGUGAAAGAAAUAGUCUAACGAACAUAGAAUCAUCAAGUCUAACAACAGACAUAGGAUCUCUACCUGAUGAGCUGUUGUUUGAAGUGCUUGCUCGAAUCCCAGGCCAGCAAGACAUUUACGAGGCAAGGCUUGUUUGCCGUAAAUGGUACCUUAUCAUCCACACCCGUAAUUUCAUGUCUGCAUACUUACGCCACUCCCCUUAUGGUCUCCUCCUCAAAUCCUUGCGUUGGGAAUCACUUUUAAUUCUCCCUCAAAGGGGAGGAGGGGUCGAGAUGACCCGGUUGAGGUACAAACGUAGGUGUAUGGUCACUAGUAGUUGUAAUGGAUUGUGGUUAGAGACUAAUAUGAAAAGCGAACAUGAACUUUUCGUCACAAAUCCCACAACGGGCCAAAUUGUUCGUCUCCCUCCAUUUGUUGGUAAAGUUGCAGAAGGAAGAUAUGCAAUGGGGUACGCACCGGAUUCCAUGGAGUAUAAAGUGGUUAUAUACAAUCCUCUUGUAGGAACCUGUGCCCGUCCCCUUACUUGUCAUAUAUUAACCGCUGGAGUUGAUACAAAAUGGAGGAAUCUUGAUUUGGGAGUCAUAUCAUCCGAGAAGGCAAUGACUGCAUUGUUCAAUCCUACAUUGAUUACUGAAGGUUUCAUUCAUUGGAACCAUCCUAUUACCCAACAUGUCUUCACUCUUAAUGUGGAGACUGAAACCAUCACAGAAACUCCCGCUCCUCUCCCGCUAAAACUCUUUCCUGCUCUUGGGGAUCAAGCCAGUAUUUACUUAUCAACUGGAAAAUAUCUGACGUUAUUGAGUCAUUACGGGGAGUGCUCGUGGCAGGUUUGGGAGAUGAGUCGACUCGAAACAGGGGAAUGGAGAAAGAAGGUUGAUUUUUGCUUGGAGGUUCACAAGGAAAGAUUCAAGCUAUCAGGUGUCGUAGCCAAAGUUUUUUUGAUCCCGGUAGGGUGGGUCAAGUACCCAGAGUUGUUGGCCAUGAGAGGUAGUUAUAAAGCUAAUAUGACUGCAGUUUUUCUAUACAAUCUUGUCACGCAAGAAAUCGAUGAAAUCGGGUUACCUUCCUAUGUUUUUCAAUACAAUUUUGUGGUACAUAAGAGUAGUUUGGAGUGGUUGGAUGCAGUCAAGGUCAAGCCUACUCGACGACUGGUAUCUAAAUGA